CACUCGAACCACAUUGACGGCCGCUGUGAGAAGCUACACACACAUACAUUAAACCAAUAAAUUAAAUCCAGCUGCGAGUUGCUUCUCUGUCAAAGGGCAUUCUACUAAGAAGCUACAAUGCGUGAAUGCAUCUCUGUGCACGUAGGCCAGGCUGGUGUCCAGAUGGGGAACACCUGUUGGGAGCUCUACUGUCUGGAACACGGCAUCCAGUCGGACGGACAGAUGCCCGACCGCAAGCCUGUGGGAGGCCACGACGACUCCUUCACUACCUUCUUCAGUGAGACUGGGGCUGGGAAAUACGUCCCCAGGGCAAUCUUUGUUGACCUGGAACCAACUGUUAUUGAUGAGGUGCGCACAGGAACCUACCGUCAACUAUUUCACCCGGAACAGUUGAUCUCAGGCAAGGAAGAUGCAGCCAACAACUACGCCCGUGGAAACUACACCAUCGGCAAAGAGAUAAUUGACUCUGUCCUGGAUAAAAUCCGCAAAGUGGCUGAUCAGUGCACAGGGCUUCAAGGUUUCCUCAUCUUCCACUCCUUUGGUGGAGGUACUGGCUCAGGUUUCACCUCCCUGCUGAUGGAGAGACUUUCUGUUGAUUACGGAAAGAAAUCAAAGCUUGAGUUUGCCAUCUAUCCGGCCCCCCAGAUCUCCACCGCAGUGGUGGAACCUUACAACGCCAUCCUCACCACCCACACCACCCUGGAGCACUCCGACUGUGCCUUCAUGGUGGACAACGAGGCCAUCUACGACAUCUGCCGCAGGAACCUCGACAUCGACAGGCCAUCUUACACCAACCUGAACCGGCUCAUGAGUCAGAUUGUGUCUUCAAUCACAGCCUCGCUUCGCUUUGAUGGAGCCCUGAAUGUUGACCUGACAGAGUUCCAGACCAAUUUGGUGCCUUACCCUCGUAUCCACUUCCCUCUGGCCACCUAUGCUCCAGUCAUCUCUGCAGAGAAAGCCUACCAUGAGCAGCUGUCUGUUGCUGACAUAACCAACGCUUGCUUUGAGCCAGCCAACCAGAUGGUGAAGUGUGAUCCUCGUCAUGGUAAAUAUAUGGCCUGCUGUCUGCUGUAUCGUGGUGAUGUGGUGCCCAAAGAUGUCAACACUGCCAUUGCUGCCAUCAAGACCAAACGCACCAUCCAGUUUGUGGACUGGUGCCCCACAGGCUUCAAGGUGGGCAUCAACUAUCAGCCUCCAACGGCGGUUCCUGGAGGAGACCUGGCCAAGGUGCAGAGGGCUGUGUGCAUGCUGAGCAACACCACAGCCAUCGCAGAGGCCUGGGCCCGGCUGGACCACAAAUUUGACCUCAUGUACGCCAAGAGAGCUUUCGUCCACUGGUAUGUUGGGGAGGGCAUGGAAGAGGGAGAGUUCUCAGAGGCCAGAGAGGACAUGGCUGCCCUGGAGAAGGAUUAUGAAGAGGUUGGGAUUGAUUCCUUUGAAGAGGAUCAGGAAGGAGAGGAAUAUUAGAUGGUUUAAGAUGACAUUUGCCAAUUAUUUUCACUGAAAAAAUAGUCGAUUUUUACAUGGACAAUAUUUAGGAAAUGGAACACAUUUUCCAAAUUAUUUUCCAAAUUUAGAAAUAUUCUGUACUUUUUAUUUUUUAUAUUUGAUCUAACUGGAAGGUUCCUAUGUUGUACCAUCAAAUUUAUUUUUGAGAGCUUUUGUCUCAAUUUCUACCUAUUCAUUUAUUUGUUUUAUGAAAAAGAAAAAAAAGUUGUUCAAAAACUUGGUAUUUAUUAUUCUGAAACCUGUGUGGGCAAAAUAAAUAUUUCCACAAAAUA
Pseudoliparis swirei is the source of this 1781-nucleotide messenger RNA. RefSeq names its product tubulin alpha chain-like. Gene Ontology annotation, molecular function: structural constituent of cytoskeleton; GTP binding. Gene Ontology annotation, biological process: microtubule cytoskeleton organization; mitotic cell cycle. The record is from RefSeq and is a predicted model, not a curated record. Gene Ontology annotation, cellular component: cytoplasm; microtubule. The coding region runs from base 118 to 1467 and encodes 449 amino acids. NCBI's taxonomy places the organism in Eukaryota, Metazoa, Chordata, Actinopteri, Perciformes, Liparidae. The transcript has 4 exons.